CGCCCGAUGGCCUUUCUCAACUUUUCCCUAAACCUGUGCAAUGUGCAGUUUUUAUAGGUUAGAAUAUCGGUCUUCGUUAAGAAAUUCAAUAAAAUCAUUCGAAAAGUUUUAAUUAAUGAGAGAAUCAGUUAUAAUGCAAGUUUAAGAAGUUCUGUGCUAAAUAACCAACCGAUAUCUCGAUAUCUGAUGGGUGAGGAAGACACUCGAGCGGAUCUAACCUAGAUUUUUCUGAAGGGAAAAAAAUAAAUCGUAGAUAGAUUUAAAACAAUUAUCGGCAUAGCUAGAAAAUAAAAUAAAAUAAAAUAAGAAAGAAUGAAUGCGACUCGUGUAACGCGUAAGUCGAUUCGACUUUGCAAACGUUUCGUAAACACCGAGGCGAGACGUCGAAACAGACCGGAGUGGGUAAAACCGGUGGGACAUCAAACCGAAGUGUCUGUAUAUAACCCGAUAACGAAGUGCAAAGUGCCGCUGAUCCUGAAAACGAAAAAUAUUUUAAAGUGGUACAUCUGCGGACCUACGGUGUACGACUCGGCGCACAUUGGACACGCAACCACUUACAUAAAAUCAGAUAUCAUUCGUCGAAUUCUGUCGGAUUAUUUUAAUAUAGAUGUGUUACUAGUUAUGGGUAUAACCGAUAUUGAUGACAAAAUAAUCAGACGUUCCAUUGAAAGUGAAAAAGAUUUCAAGACUUUAUCCAGGCAUUUUGAGUCUGAAUUUUUUGCGGACAUGAACAAGUUGAAUAUUCGCGAGCCAUAUUUACACUGUAGAGUUACAGAUUAUGUACCACAAAUUGUUCAGUUCAUUGAGAAGCUUAUAGCCAAGGAUGAUGGUUACGUUGCAAAAGAUGGAUCUGUUUAUUUUAAUACCAGCAAGUACAAAAACUAUGGUAAAUUAUCAGUUCUACCUGAUGUUGCAAAUGAUCAGCCUGUUGCGGGUAAAAAAUCAGUAUUAGACUUUGCACUAUGGAAAGCAGCAAAAGAUAACGAACCAUCUUGGAAAGCUCCAUGGGGCUGCGGCAGACCAGGAUGGCACAUAGAAUGCAGCGCGAUUGCAAGCGCAGUCUUUGGAAAUUCUAUAGAUAUGCACAGUGGUGGAGUAGAUUUGAUUUUUCCACAUCACGAGAAUGAAGAGGCACAGUCUUGCUGUUAUCACGAUGUCGACCAAUGGGUUAAUUACUGGCUUCACUGUGGCCAUUUAAGCCUGAAAGGCGAUGUGAAGAUGUCGAAGAGUCUAAAGAAUACUAUAAGCAUACAAGAUUAUCUCGAAAACUAUUCGGCAAAUCAUCUUAGAAUGCUCUGUCUACUUUCUCAUUAUCGAAAUGGUAUCGAAUUCACGGAUGAAGUCAUACAAACUGCGAUGUCGGUAACCAAGAAGCUUGAUAAUUUCAUAAACGACUGUGAUAAUUAUGUUGCUGGAAGAUUUAAAGCUGGUGAAAUUGACGAAAAUCUUUUGUUUACGACUUUGGAUGACACAAGAAGUCGGGUUUACUCGGCAUUGGCAGAUGAUUUUGACACUUCAAAAGCAAUGCAUGCGAUUAUAAAUCUUGUUAGGGUAGGAAACAAAAUGCUUCAUCAAGAUAAUACACCAUCUCACAGUAAUAAUGUAAGCGCUGUUGCCGCCGUUUCGAAUUAUCUUUCGAAUAUUCUCUCGAAGCUUGGCAUUUCACAAUCCACAAAAUCAACAGCAGAAAAUAGACAGGUUGAAGACAUUAUUGAUCAUUUUCUGAACUUCAGGAAGGCUGUCAGAAUCCGAGCGCUUGAGCAAAAUCCAAAGGAUACAAUUUUAUUGAAAGAGUGCGAUAAUGUACGAAAAUGUUUAUCCACUUGUGGGAUUACAGUAAAGGAUCAACAAAAUGACGCCAGCUGGAGUUGGAAAUAAUUAUAUCUCGAAUAAAAAAAUGUAUUAAAAUUA
Molecule: messenger RNA, 1911 nt
Organism: Temnothorax curvispinosus
Lineage: Eukaryota; Metazoa; Arthropoda; Insecta; Hymenoptera; Formicidae
Gene: CysRS-m
Product: cysteine--tRNA ligase, mitochondrial
Exons: 8
Coding region: 313-1878 (521 amino acids)
Biological process (GO): cysteinyl-tRNA aminoacylation
Cellular component (GO): cytoplasm
Molecular function (GO): cysteine-tRNA ligase activity; ATP binding
Source: RefSeq, a predicted model, not a curated record